UGCCGCUAAACUGACCUGCUCCUGGAACAGGACCAACUUGGGUAGUUUCUCCAAAGUUAGUGCUCUUUCGCGUUUCGUCAUGGCUAGCAGUUGCGCGACAUCGUUAUUCAGCCAGCUCAAACUGCGCGGGUCUGUAGCUCUCCCAAUUUCGAUAAAUCGUGCCAAGUCUGUAUACUGUCCUACCUCCACCAGAACGUUCAAGCACAUUUCCACUACCAGACGUUCCCCGUGUCCGUCCAAUUUCCGCACUAGAGCGAGUACCAGGGAUGGCCAACCGGACAGCCUUAGUAACUCCGACUUGGCGUUUCGCGCGAUCGAGGAGAUUCGCGCCGUGUUUGACAAAGUUGCUGCCGCAGCAACGCCUCCCGUGGGUGAAGCUGCCAGCGUGACACCUGACGAUACCGGACUAAGAAGUGACCCGUUUCAGACACUAGUGGAGGAAAUAUGUUCCGCCAGAGAUGGAAGGAUUGUUCUUUAUGGAGUUGGACGGGAGGGUCUCAUGAUGCGAGCCCUAGCCAUGCGCCUGUAUCACCUAGGCUUACACGCCUCGGUCGUAGGUGACAUGUCCUGCCCUCCCAUUGGACGAGGCGACCUCCUUAUUGUCAGUGCAGGCCCUGGCCGCUUUUCCACAGUGGAUGCUCUUAUGGGGGAGGCCAGAUCUGCAGGGGCCAGGACUGCCGUCAUCACAGCACAGCCGUCAGGGGAUUGUGCCAGGCUGGCAGAUCGUGUGGUGUACAUUCCUGCACAGACAAUGGCAGAUGAUACUGAAUCUGGUGUAGGGGGGGCGAGGGAUGAGCAAGGGAAUGUGCUUCCUAUGGGGAGUAUUUAUGAGGGAGCACUGUUUUUUCUAGGAGAAGUGGUGGUGCGUUUGUUGCGGGAGGAAUUGGGCGAAACCAGAGAUACCAUGCGCGCUCGGCACACCAAUUUGGAAUGAGGCAUUUCUUCGUGUAUCAUCUGUUCAUGAUUCUAGUCUGCACCUCCUCCGAUCCCUCCGCGCUUAGCUCCCUCGCUCCUUGCUGUAACCCGGCCUACUUCCUCGCCGUUCUUUCGCGCCCUUGCGCCUUCCCCCCCUUCUCCCAGUUCCCCCAUGCCACUACUAAAAGUGCUACUAGGGGCUACUGGCCCUUCGGCCUGCGUGUUUCAUGAAGCCAACUUGUAGCGUUAUCUGGUGCUGUCGCAGGGAGUCUAUCUUUGAGGCGCCUAAAAAAUGAGGUCCUGCGUGUUUCGUCAAGCUAACUUCAACCGUUAUCUAGUGCUGUCGCAAACCAAGCGACAUCUUCUAGUAGCGAAUGGUUCAGCGGCUGUUUCACCCGCGACCCAGUCAGCCUCGCUUUCGGCCAUCCGUUCGCUUCUCGCCCUUAUCUCACUUUUACGCAUUACGUCGCUUUUAGUUAGUCAUACCUUAUAUUCCACGUAAUGAUGUAGGGAAGGCUGAUGGGCACAGCAGCAGCCAGAUCGCGAUCCGGUGAUGAUCUGACUCCUCGUUGAGUAUCUUUUAUUGCUGAACCGCCUUAUUGCGCGAAACCAAUCCUGCCAUUUUCGAAACAAUUGCUCUCGAUAUGGCGGACCUUGCAACACCGCCUCUGGUGUCAACGCCAGUACUACCCAUUCCACCACCACCACCACCUUCAGCAGAACCUCCAACGGCAGCAAUUUCAUCAGAAGCAGCAACACCACCAGCAGCACCAGCAGCAGAUGCGUCAGCAGCAGCAGCACCAUCAGCAGCAGCUGAACCUAGCACCCCAGUCUGUCCCCAUAUAGGUCCCUUCCAUGCCUACUCUCUCCGUUUCUUCUCCUCCACCUCAAGCUCCAGUACCAGGGAUGCUAAUAACGGGGCAGACAGCACUGAGUGCUUCUCCGGGUUCAUGCUGCUGACCUCGCCCGCCAUUGGCCCGCUGGAUGCUGACGUGGCACGCAUGGAGGUCCCGCUUUGCUCCAAGUAUUUCGGAGCUCCUGCUGCUACAGAUGUGGAUUCUGCCGCUAAAGGCCCGUCUGUUGCUUCUGGGUCGGUCCGUCUCGCCCCUCUCGGCGCCUUCAGCCUCUCGCCUCAGCAGCUUGCCAGUGCCAUGUGCUACCACAUGCGUCUGUUUGGCAUGGUACUCAAUAGAUGGGAUCUCAUGCACCAUGCACCCAUCCUCGCUAAAGGCGCCGCCGUUGCUGCUGCUGCCGAAUCUGCUGCUGCUGAAUCUGUUGCUGCUGCUGCUGCUGCUGCUGCCGAGGCUGAAUGUGCUGACGUUGAUUCUUCUGUGGGUGCAAGACGUGUUGCUAUGGCUGGUGCUGCUGAUGCUGAUGCUGCAGCCUCCGCCACUGUGGAUCCCCCUGACCCUGUGCGCCAUGCGCCCAUCACUGAGGCCGUGCGCCCCUUUGGUGCGUUUUGGACCACUUCCCACUACUGCUUCGUGCUGCCCAGCUUGGAGGGGGGAGGAGGAGAAUCAGGUGUGCUUCCCAUUUUGGAGGGGGGAGGAGGAGAAAGAGGGGCCAAAGGGACUGGGGCGUGCAGGAGAGAAACAGAUGGGGGAGGUAAAGGCGAGAGAGGGGCAGAAGGAAGGGGGGGAGAUGUAGCAAGGGAAGGGGAGGCGAGGGAUGGAGAGGAGCAAGGGGGAGGGGGCGACGACAUGAGCAUGGGUGAACCAGCUGGUGAUGCGUCCGCACAUGUGAAUCAUAACGUCAGCAUGCGAGGCCACGGUAACGUCAGCACGGGAGGCCAUGGUGACGUCAGCAUGGGAGGCCAUGGUGGCAUGAGCAUGUUGAUGCGGGGGAUUGACUGGGAGACGGUGGAGAGGGUGGCGUCCCUUGGAGACGGUAGAGUGGCUUCCGCUGGUCGUGACGUUGCAGCCGCGGUUGUUGACGCCGAUUCUGCUGGUGCUGCUGCUGCUGGUGCUGCUGGUGCUGCUGGUGCUGCUGGUGCUGCUGGUGCUGGUGCUGCUGGUGCUGGUGGUGCUGGUGCUGGUGCUGGUGCUGCUGGUGCUGGUGAUGCUGGUGCUGGUGCUGGUGCUGCUGGUGCUGGUGGUGGUGGUGCUGCUGCUGCUGCUGCCGAUGCUGCCGAUGCUGCCGAUGCUGCCGAUGCUGGUGCUGGUGGUGCUGAUGCUUAUGCUGUUGACGCCAAUUCUGCUGCUGCUGAUGCUGGUGCUGGUGCUGGUGUUGAUGCUGCUGUCGGUGCUGCUGCUGCUGCUGCGGUGCCGUCUGAUCGUUCUGGUGACGCUGUUGUUUGUGCUUCUGCUUCCACUGCUUCUCCUAACGCCAGUCUCAAUGCCUCUGCUACCGUGCUGACGGCUGCUCGUUGCCCCACAAGCGAGCAAGAGCUCCAUGGCAUGCCGCUGGCGGGCGCUGGUGGCCCACAGCCACACGUUGCUUCUCACCUGCGAUUUCCAGUGGAUGAGAACGUUGACGGCAGACGGUUUCCAGAGGAUGAGCACGCUGGCAUGUUCAUGAGUGCUCGUGGCCCUGUGAACGAGCACGCACUGCAUGGCACGGUGGCUUAUGCAGUGCAACCUUCUGAGGCUCCCCACGAUGCUUCUGCUGGCAUGUUCAUGAGUGCUCGUGGCCCUGUGAAGGAGCAAGAAUUGCAUGGCAUGGUGGCGUAUGCGGUGCAUUCCAGACUCAUGUACCAGCUGGUAGGAAGGGACGUGGAAGGGAGGACAGCACGGAGUGAGUUUGAGGGGCCGCAUGGAGGCACAUUUCAAGACUACUUCCAGAACCAGCACGGCAUAUCCCUGCGCUACCCCGACCAGCCCCUGUUUGCCGCGUGCCAGCUGAAGCCAGACGUGCGGAAUUCUCUGCUGCUGCUGCAGGCGCUGCCAGAAUUGGACACCUUCGAUCUUGUCAACAGUGCGGUGCUGUCAGGGAGGUUGGAGCCAACAGCUUCAGCUGCCAACGCCACAGUGGAAAAGGAUGUAGCAGAGAAGGUUGUAGCAGAGACAGUGCAGCAGCCGGAGGAGAGACAGCAGGAGGGGGAGCAGGAGAUGCAGCAGGAGCAUCAGCAGGAGCAGCAGCAGAAGGAGCAGGCGAAGGAAGAAAACGGCAAGGGUCAGACGGAGAAGGCAAAGGGGCGGCAGACAUCUCAUCUGGCUGUGGAGCAGGCAGAGCAGCAGGCAGGGCAGGAGCAAGAGCAGCAGCUGACGAAGCAGGAGCCAGUCAAGGGGCCAAAGGAGGAGGAGGAGAACAAGGGGAAGGCAAAGGGGCGGCAGACCUGUCAUCUGCCGCUGGAGCUCCUGGUGCCCGUGCUGCCGCUGCAGCACGAGGAAGGCAAGCAGCAGCAGCAGCAGCAGGCAGAGCAGCAGGCAGGGCAGGAGCAAGAGCGGCAGCAGGCAGAGCAGCAGGCUGGACAGGAGCAAGAGCGGCAGCAGGCAGAGCAGCAGUCGUGUCAGGAGGAAGACAAGGGGCCAAAGGAGAAGGAGGAGAAGAAGGAGAAGGCCAAGGGGCGGCAGACCUCUCAUCUGCCUCUGGAGCUGCUGGUGCCCGUGCUGCCCCUGCAGCAAGUGCUGUUCGCCUCGCUGCUCCCUGCCCUGCUGUCCCGCCUCGACUCCCUCCUCACUGCCCGGGAUAUCAGGCGGUUUCUGGUGAGGGAAUAUGGUGGCAGGGAGAGGAGGGAUGGGCAGCAACAGCAGCAAUGGCAGCAGCAGCAACAAGAGGAGGGGGAGGAAGGGCAGCAAGGGAAGCAGCAUCAGCACCACCGGCGGCAGCAGCAGCCGCCACACUGGCCUUCUGUUGAUCUGCUACAGGCUCUCACCUGCCCUGGAACAACAGAAAGCGGCGUUGGAACGUACGAGAGGGACGAGGUGCUCGGAGACAGCUGCCUGCAGCUCGCCGUCUCGUGCCACCUGUUUGCCACAUCCAUGCCACGUCAGCAGCACAGCCAUAACCAUGGGGAUGGGCAUGGGCAUGGGCAUGGGCAUGGGCAUGGGCAUGGGCAUGGUACACAAAACUACGUGCCAUCAUUCAGUGAGAGCGAUGUCUACCUGCCAACAUACGAUGACAUGAAGGGGCGGUGUGUGAAGCUGGUGUCCAACAAGCACCUUGCCUCGCUGGCUACCAAAGCCUGUGUGCCUGCCUUUGUUCGGUGGAAGCCAUUUAGGCCCUCUGACUGGGUGGGCCCUCUCCUUCCUCCCUCCCAUGCUGUGCUGCUGCUGGCUGACUCCCUCUCUCUCUCCCUCUCCCAACCACACUCACACUCACUCUCACUUGCCCAACCACACCCCUUCUCAAACACACAAUCACGAACGGCUGUACCUCCUGCCUCUCACGCUCAAACGGCUGGACAACAAUCACAAACGGCUGCAAGUCCUCACGCCCAUCCUAGCCCCAAAGCCCUCCUUGACUCUGCGUUCGCCUCACUCGCAGCAGCGCAGGCAGCAGCAGCCGCCAAGUCAGCACGCCAGCUGGGGAAGAAGACCCUCGCUGACGUGGCAGAGGCCCUCGUGGGCGCCAGCUGGCGCUGCGGCGGCGCUGACAUGGCGCUGCCUGUGCUGAGGUGGCUGGGCCUGCCGACAGAUGGCGUGGGGCAGCUUCUGAGGGGCGAGAUAAGAUCGGGGGGAGAGGCAGAGCGGGCGAAAGGAGGGGUGGAGGGGGCGGUGAACGGAGGGGCAGAGGGCGUGUGGCAGCUUCUGAGGGGCGAGACGGGGAGGGGGAGCGGCACAGAGGGAGUGGUGAAGAAAGGCGCAGAGGCGUUGGGGGAGCUUGUGAGGGGUGAGAUGGGAUGGGGAUGUGGGGAAGAGGGGGUGGUGAAGGAAAGGGUAGAGGGGUUGGCCCAUGGAGGGUUACAGGGGUCUGCAGAAAAGCCAGAUACGGUUGAAGGAAAGGCAGCAGCAGCGGGAGAAGCAGCAGCAGGAGAAGAAACAGCAGCAGCAGCAGCAGCAGCAGCAGCAGGGGGAGAUGCAGCAGGACCAGCAGCAGGCGAGCAAAGCUUGUGUGGUAGCAAGCACGCACGGGAGUUAACCAAAGAGCAACCCCCACUGCCGCUUGAUCCGCCAAACAAGCGCCCUCGGAUGUAUGAAGGGGAGUGCGCGCAGCAGCAGGGGCAGCAGCAGAUUCCAGGUUUUUCGUCUCAGCAGCCAGUACGCACAUCACCACCCGACCAGGUGCCGCCAGGUCAGCAGAUCCGGCAGCCCAGCUUCUUAAAAAAAUCCGUUGCUGCAAUGAACCACAGGUGCCACGUGGCAGCAGCUGGUUGGCUGUCGAGGCUGCAGGGUGCAAUGGGGUAUCGGUUCACAGACGAGGCUGUUCUGAUGGCCGCUGUGAGCGAACGGGAGCUCAAGGGAGGGGAGCGACGGUUUGUGUUCCUGGGAGAAGCCCUUUUAGACUUCCUGGUCAUGCGGCACUUGGUGCAUGCAACCUCUCCUGCCGCGUCAUCGUUGCAUGCCGUGUCAUCAUUGCACACUGCGUCAGCACUCGCCAUGUCAUCGCUUGCCGCGUCAUCGCUCGCCAUGUCAUUGAUUACCACGUCAUCGCUCGCCACGUCAUUACUUGCCACGUCAUCGCCGCAUCAGCUGACACUGCUGCGCAAGCCCGUGGUGCACGCGGAGCGGUCUGGCCAGCUGACGGCGUGCCGCGGGCUGCUGCGAUUGGUGCGCAAGGUACAGCGGGCGGCGCAGGUUGCUGCAGACGCUUUUGAGGCUGCUGAGGACGUUGAUGCUGCUGCUGCUGCUGCUGCUGCUGGAGCUGCUGGUGCUGCUGGUGCUGAUGAGAUUGAUGGUGAUGGCGAGCAGAAGCCAUUCCCCAAGGACGUCUCUGAUCUCAUUAAAGCCCUCACUGCUGCUGUCUUCCUCGACUCCAUGCCUCCAACACGACCUCCCACCGCUCUCAACCCCCCACAUGAGCCAGACUGCACCUAUUCCCCUGAGCCCCCAUCUCCUUUCGUCUGCCCCCCAUCUCCCCCUAACAACUCAUCUGCACUCGAUUCCCCCUGUCCUUCCAACCUCGCACCUCCCCUCGACCGCACAUCUCCCCUCGACCGCACGUGGCGUGUGGUGUCCAACUGGCUCCGCCCCAUCCCGCUCCUGCACCCGCUCUCCCUUCACCCCCCCUCCGCCCUCCUCCUCUUCUGCUGCGCGCUCGCCCUCCCCUCCCCCCUCUACCUCCCCAAGGCGCAGGGGCACGGGGGAGGGGGGGAGGCGGAGGUGGUACUUGGGGAGGGAUGGGGGGUGGAUGAUGUGGCAGCAACGGUGGAGGCAGCUGCUGGGGUGCUGAGAAGAGCACAGACGGUGCAGGCCUUUCUGCAGCUGUACCAGGAGGCACAAGGCGCACAUGCAUUGGGGGCUAUCCGAGCCAUGUGGGAGAGAGAGGAGGGCGAAGUUGAGGAGAGGAGAGAGGAGAGAGGAGGGGAGAGAAGGGAGGAGGAAGGAGGAAAAGGGAGUGCACGAUUGGAGGGAGAGGAAGCAGCAGAGGCGGCUGGGGAAGCAGGCUUGCUGGAAACGGGUUUACCUGGCGAUGUUAAACCAUGCAGAAAUGCCAGUGGUGCUGCUGAUACUGCUGCUACUGCUGGUGAAGUUGGGGGUGAGAAUGAGACCAUUGAUGGGCAAAGGCAGGCAGGUGGGAAGAAGCGAAAGCGAGGGAAGUCAGGCAAAGCGGGGGCGGCAGCAGCUGGAUUUGCAGGAUGGGGGGGAUGGGGGGGAGCAACACCCAUGGAAGGGGAGAGUGAUUCGGGUGCUGGUGCUCCUAGUGCUUCGGCUGGCUUCCGAGCCUGUGAGCCAGGUCCGGCUGCCAUAUCGGCUCUGAAUCACAAGUGCAUGGUGCAGCGGUGGACGGCAGUGUACAGCGAUCGCAGUAUCCCCAUGUGGGGUGACAGAACAGAGGUGGCUUUUGAGUCGACUCAAGAGUCACCCAUGGUGCAGCGGUGGACCGCUGUGUGCAGUGGCAGAGCAGAGGUUCAACUUGGCACAGUGGAGCAAGACACCGCGGCUUUGUCUGAUUGCAACGGAUCCAAGGCAUUGGAGAAUGAAGGAACGGAUGCGGUAACAGAUGUGGUAGCAGAUGCCGUAACAGAUGGUGACAACAGUUGUUUAGCAAGUGAUGUUUUGAGCAACGGUGCCACUGGUGGGGAUGCUUCUGGCGCUCUUGCACCUGACUCGAGUAACACUGGCAUCAAUGCUGGCAUCAAUGCUGGCAUCAACUCUGGCAUCAAGGACUACGGCUUUUCCACCUUCUGCAUGGAUUGUGUGGUCCAAGCGAGUGACGGGUCAACGGUGGUCAAGGUGGCGGGCCAAUCAAUGCCCUCCAAAAGGGCGGCAAAGCAAUGGACGGCAGCAGCUGUAUUGCGAGCACUAGCUUCCAAAGAAUGGGCAUUGCCUCUCAUGGGUACUCGAUGAUACAAGGCACCCGCCUAAGAGAGCCACCCCCCUAGGCAAUGUUACUGCUAUAGGCACGAGAUAGGAGAAUGGGACUGGACUCAGGUAUGAGAGCACUUGGUCGUUACAUAUAUGUCACUAUUUUCAGCGGUUAUGAUUUUUCCAGU
Molecule: messenger RNA, 8449 nt
Organism: Closterium sp. NIES-67
Lineage: Eukaryota; Viridiplantae; Streptophyta; Zygnematophyceae; Desmidiales; Closteriaceae
Source: the annotation of a GenBank genome assembly